AUGUCUUUCUCCCAUGAUAAUAAAGAUUUGUUUAAAAGUGACAUAGAAAAUCGGUUUAAUACAUUUGAUUAUAAUACAUUUGAAGACGUUAUACUAAUUGGAACGGGAGGGUUCGGUGAAGUAAAGAAGGCUUAUUCGAAUAUUUUAAAAAAAUAUGUCGCAUUAAAAUGUUUGCGCGAUCCCAAUGAUAACGAUAACGACGACGAAUUUUAUAAACAAUUUAUGAAUGAGGCAAAUAAUUCAACAGAAAAAUAUUAUCUAGUAUUACAAUACGCUGAAGAUGAUUAUAUCAGCGUUUAUUCAAAUGCAUGGGAAGGUGAUCCAAAUCUGAGACCUACAAUAGAAAAGAUUUGUGAUUCUCUUGAAAAUAUUCAAUUAGAAAAUGUAUAUAUUAUUUCUAGUGAAAAUAAAAGCGAUGAAAAUAUUCCAAUGGAUAUAGAUAUGCGCAGUGAUACCGUAUCAAAUGAUCAAGCAUCUUCAUUAGACGAUGCUGAUAAUGAAAAAGAAGCUAGUAUUUCAGAAUCAGCAAAGAAUUCUUUAGGAGUUGUUGGAGACGCUGUUCAACCUUAUCUACCUUUAUUUUCUACUGUAACCAUUAUUAUUUCAGAAAUAAAUAAUAUCUAUGCAGAUGUUAAUUUUAAUAAAAAAAUUUGCAAUUCUCUUAUGGAUCGUGUAAAUAUAGCUGAAUUGUCAAUUAGAAAUUUACAAAGAAGAAAAAAAGAAAAUGAAAAAAAUUUUCGAGAUGUAGAAUAUUUUAUGGCUUUCCGUCGUUUUAUCGAAGUCAUGAAAAACAUAAAACAGUUUAUAGACAAUAUAUCCACACUUUCUGAAUUUCAAAAAUAUUUUCACGCUAAUUCAGUCAAAGUAAAGUUUGAAUCGCUUACCAGUGAGUUUGAAACCGUUAUGAAUGAUUUACAUUUUACGACUUUACUUAAUGAUGAUCAAAGAAGAAUUGAUCAAGAAAGUCUUAGUUCAGAUCUCGAAGAAAUGGCAAAG
Messenger RNA from Diversispora eburnea, 996 nucleotides. Lineage: Eukaryota; Fungi; Glomeromycota; Glomeromycetes; Diversisporales; Diversisporaceae. The record is from the annotation of a GenBank genome assembly.